Molecule: messenger RNA, 6252 nt
Organism: Parnassius mnemosyne (clouded apollo)
Lineage: Eukaryota; Metazoa; Arthropoda; Insecta; Lepidoptera; Papilionidae
Source: the annotation of a GenBank genome assembly
CUGCACUCGGCCCUACUACUCGCCGGGCUACUUCCAUUGGAUAUAAGAAUCCGGGAAGCAGCCUCUCUUUAUGUAAUAAAGAAAGGCCUUUCCCGGCGAAUAGUGGGAGAUCGAGAAGCAGAGUGUAAAAUUAACUUUUCGGAGACCCCACAUCCCGCGGAUCAGGUCGGACUGAAGUUUGAAUGUCUGGAAGACGGUGCAGAAAUAGACCGGAACGACAACAUUGGCUUAAAAAUAUACACCGACGGUAGUAAAAUUGAGGGAAAAGUCGGCGCGGCAUUAUCCAUCUGGAAAAAUGCCACGGAGACAAAUACCCGUAAACUGAAACUGGAAAAUUUCUGCACCGUCUACCAGGCAGAGUUGCUGGCCAUUCUCGAAGCAACCAGAUAUGCAUCAAAAACUGUCAUACCAAAUUGCAAUAUAUAUAGUGAUUCGAGAUCAGCUCUCUCAACAAUUGUACAAGACCUUUCCCUCCAUCCCCUAGCGGUGGAAGCAAGAGGCAACAUAACUAAAAUAAAUAGACAGGGUAAAACCCUUAAACUUUUUUGGGUAAAAGCUCACGCAGGAUUGGAGGGAAAUGAGAGAGCAGUCAAACUAGCGAAAGAAGCUGCUACAAAAAUUAAAAGGAAAGCAGAUUAUGAAAAGUGUCCGAUUUCAUACGUCAAGCGACAAAUCCGAUUGGAAUCGCUUGACGAAUGGAACCGGCGCUAUGUGGAAGGGGAAACGGCGUCAACAACAAAAGUCUUUUUCCCGGACCCAAUUAAAGCCUACCACAUAAUAAAGAAAAUCGACAUGGAUCCGAUGACGGUUCAAAUUAUGACAGGACAUGGGGGAUUCUCCGAAUACUUGUAUAAAUUUAAGUGUAAGGAGAGUCCCGAAUGUGCCUGUGAUCCAACUAAAAAUGAAGACAUAAUACAUGUUAUCACAGAAUGUCCAAUUUAUAGCCGAGAAAAAUACAACACAGAAAUGGCAUUAAAUAUAAAAAUAAGUGGUUCCGAAAGACACACGGGCCUAAAGAAAAGACCAACAGUUGCAGCAAAAAUCGCAAAAGAGCCUAACAAAACACCACCCACCAUACAACCCUUGGAGCAAGUAACCCAGCAGGAACAAGAGGUUUCAGCUCCGGAAUCCACGGACAGGGUUGAGCAACAAAAGGGUUAUCAAAUAAGCGAACCGUCCGAGAAGCCUGAAAUAGACUCAGCUUCGAGCUUCUUCUCACCACCUAAACUCGAUGAGGCAACCACUUCAUCCCCCGUUCUCACAAGAACUGGAUCAAACCUACUGAGAAUACGCACUCAAAUAAAGCAGGCAAAAGCUGCAGAAGCUCAAGAAAUUCUAAGAGCAAUGUCAGAGGCUGAAGAAACAGGUGACUCGGACGUAGACAGCGGUGACACCAAUAUUUCACUAGACGCUUCAACAAGAUCAAUAGGAGGGAGUCGCAUGCUGCUCAACGAACUGCCUAGACACGCAAAUGAGAUUCUACAAAGGGCCAAAGCAGACCUGGAAAAGUCGGGUAACCUUAAGAGGGAGAUUCGAGAAAGUGUUGUAGCUGGUCUGUACACGCUUUAUGAGAUGAUCCUAAAGUUAUCCGACUCCCGAAUGCUUCAUAUGUUAGAAUCAAGCAAGCAAAAAGCAAAUGUCUCACGUGAAUCUGAAAGGCUAACUCAAAGGCAUGCAAGAUUUAUGCAUGAGACUUUGGGCCAGUACGCUCUACUGAAAGACAGCAUAGAGAAGCUGCAAAAGGAAACCGAGUCCACUAGACUUAUAGUUUCGUAUGAUCUUUGUGAAGCAAUGACUGCAACAAGGCGAGAGAUCACAAACAUACGGAGCGACACAAACUUGGACUCUAAUGUUGCAAAUCAGCUACGGACUAUUACGGAAGAAAUAAAGCAACUGCGAGGAGACAUGAUGUCUUCACACAAGCCGGUCACUCUAGAAGAGCGACAGUUCCCUAUUGCCGAGGAAUUAGGAGAGCUUCGGCGAAUUACCCAGGAGCUUUCCACCAAAACCAAACAAAGUAUGUCACCUAAUAGGGGCGAGGAAACUAUCAGAAUAGAGCAGCUUGCAAAGACCACCACAGAAUUGCAACAGCACAUAACAGACACAAAAGUACACCUAACUGCAGACGUGCAAGAAUUAAAAAAAGAAAUUCAUUCGAUAUCACAAGACAUCAAAAGUCUAGCUGCAAUCUGCUCAAGCUCCUCAAUUCCAUCAGUUCAAGCCAGUUUGGAAGAACUCAGGAAAGAUACAAAAGAGCUUAGAGAUACUGCACUUGAUUCAACGGCACCAAUAAGGGUAGCCAUUGAGAGCCUCAGGACUGAACUCAAACAAAGAACAGAUAUUGAAGGAACAGAGCUAAGAGGCUUCUCACACCUGCCCGGAGAAAAUGAUACUGAGCGAUAUCAGCACACACUAAUGCUUCAACAGAAAAAAUUUCCACGCUCCUUCUCAGAGGUAGUUGCAAAACCAAAUUACUUGAUUGAUCCCAGACGGACAAGUGAUGACGUAAUAAAGCAGAUUAAGGGCGGGGUCGACGUGGUUGACUUAGGCAUCGGCAUCAACCAUAUUAGAAAGGCAAAGAACCAGAAAGUCCUCAUCAGCUGUGAGUCUGAAGGAGACAGAAAUACACUUCAGGACCAACUUAAAAGCACAGUCAAUCAGCUUACCGUUCACAGGCCAGCCACAAAAUUCCCGCUUAUACGCUUAACAGGAGUCGUCUUCGACUUGACGGAUGGGAAGAUCGUAGAGGCCGUGAUGAAACAAAACGCUACACUUCUAAACGACAUCCCAGCAUCACAAAACCACAAUAAAGUAAUUAGGAGAACUAAAGGUCGCACAAGUUCCACGUGCAAUGUCAUCCUAGAGAUAGAAAGGAAACUGAUGCCAACUGUGCCCAUCCCGCUUAUAGCCCGGAAUGCCCGGAGUGGCGUAAAUGGGACCGGAUUGCCCGAGCAACCAUUUCAUACUGCUAAAGGCACUGAAGUCUUCCCACAAAAGCAUUCAAGGGCUAUAAAAAUUGCACAAGUCAACCUUGGCAGAGGAUACGCAGCGUUACAGGAAUGCUUAAAAACGGCGGAAUCGCAGGGAAUAUCAAUAAUCCUAGUACAGGAACCUUACGUAGGUGCUAAGGCACAUGUUACUUGUAGGCACAGAGUUAUCCAAAAGCAAACUAAUGAUACUCAAAAACCCGUCAAAUCUGCGGUCAUUGUCGUUGAUUCGUCCGUACAGUACACUGUAAAUCCUGAUAUUAUUACAGAAAAUAUUGUUGCAUGUAAAUUUAAAAUAUAUAACCACUAUGUUGCGUUUAUUAACAUAUACAUGGAAGAGGCUCAAGACGUCGAACAAGACCUAAGAAUAAUUUCCAACUACAGAAACAUUCUAGACUCAGAAAAUAUAAUCAUUGGAGGAGACCUUAACGCAAAGAGUCCCUGGUGGGGUUGCGAUGUGGAGGACAGACGGGGAACAGCUAUAUCGGAAUCAUUUGCACAGCUGAAACUACAUAUACUGAACACAGGGAAAACACCAACCUUCUGGGCACAUAGAGGAAAUAGAGAUUAUACCAGCAUCGUCGAUGUUACUGCAUGUUCAAAUGGUCUACUCAACAAAAUAACGAACUGGAGAGUCAACCCUGAUUUUGUCACCUUAUCGGACCACAGAGCUAUAACGUAUAGUGUUAACCUCGAAAAAAUAACGGCAGAAGCCACUCAGAGACAAACUACACGUAUCUAUAAUACAGGGAAAGCAGACUGGGCAAGUUUCACCCAUUUUCUGAAGGAGGAACUAAAAGUACUGAAGAUCACCGAGGAAUCCAUCACUGAAAUAGGAAACACAGACGCUUUAGAAGAUCUUGUACAACAAUACGUUGAUUGCAUUCAGAGAUCCUCCGACAAAGCUAUUCCAAAGCUGGCAAAAACCAUCAGCGCAAAGACUCCAUGGUGGACAAAACAACUAAGCGACAAGAAAAAAGAUGUAAUCCGAAAAAGAAGGAAAAUCAAACAUGCCAACCAGAACAGAAGACAAUCAGUGAUUGAAGAUUAUAUAACUGCCAAAGCAGAAUACAAAAAUCUCCUGACUGACACUCUCACUUCAAGCUGGAAAGACUUCUGUAAAAAACAAGACCGUGAAAAUUUGUGGCAAGGGAUAUACAGGAUCAUAAGGAAAUCGAGCAGAACUCCGGAGGAUACAUUGUUACGAGAAACGACAACUAGAGAAGACAGUCUUACAGCCGACAUAUGUUACAAAGCUUAUGCGGCUCUUCCACAGAUACUCUUGGCAAUUUACAACAAAUGCCUUGCACUUGGACACUUUCCAAAAACCUGGAAAAGCGCAAUAAUUAAAGUCAUCCCAAAGCCUAACAAGGAGAACUACACACUUCCAAAAUCAUAUCGGCCAAUAGGACUCUUACCUGUACUGGGAAAGAGGCUUGAAAAACUAUUCGUUAAUCGAAUGACCUGGCAGAUUGGCUCUGAAAAUAAAAUGAGCGGUAGGCAAUACGGGUUUGUCUCACAGAGAGGGACUGAGGACGCCCUAUGCGACGCCCUUGAGGUUGUCAGGCAGGGUUUAAAAAAGAGUGAAAUUGUUGUGAUUGUCUCCAUUGACAUUGAAGGAGCUUUCGAUAACGCUUGGUGGCCCGCAAUGAUUAAUGAGCUUGAUAAGAAAAAGGUUGACAAAUCUGUAUGUAGGCUAAUCGGAAGUUAUCUCACAGAUAGACAAAUAAAAUUAACAUACGCAGGUAGUGAGAUAAUAAAACAAACCAACAAAGGAUGCAUACAAGGAUCUACUUGCGGACCUCUGCUGUGGAACCUGCAACUUGACCCAUUACUAAGGGAGGUAGAAGAACUAGGCACCCACAUACAAGCGUACGCAGAUGACAUAUUGGUCAUUGCGAAAGGGAAAGCAGUAAAGGACCUAGAACAAGAACUUAAUACAGCACUUGAUCACAUCCUUGCUUGGGCUAAAACUAGGAAGAUGAGACUGGCGGCUCAGAAGACGCAAGCCAUCCUACUAACUAGGAAAUUAAAAUAUGAAACUCCAUCGUUAUCCCUCGAUAAUAAAGCAAUAACGUUCUCUAACAGCAUAACAAUCCUUGGACUCACGAUAGACGCCAAUCUCAACUUUGUAAAGCACGUAGACGUAGUAACGGAAAAGGCAAUUCAGCUUUACAAAAAGGUCUCAAGAACGGCACGAGCCAAUUGGGGUCUUAAUUCUGAAAUUCUCAGAACAAUAUACAUAACAGUGGUCGAACCAACAGUCUUAUAUGCGGCGGGGGCAUGGGGCACAACGGCCAAUAAAAAGCAAAUAAAAACAAGACUCGACAGAAUCACCAGAAUUUUUGCAAUAAUGGUUAGCAAAGCACACCGCACAGCAUCUUUGAUAUCAUGCACAACACUAGCCCGAAUCAUCCCAUUAGAUUUAAGAGCCCAAGAAAAUGCUGAGAUCUACAUGAUAAAGAGAGGCAAACCUAUUUCGCAUUUACCAGGCAGAACACUAACGAAACCAAUAAGCCCUUACACGCUACCACACCCAGCAGACAGGACAAAACAACGGUUUGAACUGAUAACAUCUGAAAACGAAAUAAAGGCUAUUGGAAACGACUGGCCGUGCAUAUACACCGAUGGCAGCAAAAUCGCAGCAGCGGAAAUUCUAGAUCGCAUCAUGGAAAUAGAAAGGCAACAGGGAAAAGUGAGCCUAUAUUGGAUCAAAGCUCACUGCGGCAUCCAGGGGAAUGAAAGGGCUGACGAAUUAGCUAAGUCGGCAGCGGAAACAUCAAAACAGACACCGGUAUACGAUUGCUUCCCUCUGUCCUUCGCAAAGCGCCACAUUAGGGACAACACUUUGAUUAUCUGGCAAGAACGGUACACAACAUCAGACACAGGUAGAGUCACAAAGAAGUUCUUCCCAAACGUGACCCAGGCGUAUACAACAAUUAAGAAGAUUGCAGUCAGUAACCUGAGGUGUCAAAUUUUCACGGGACAUGGGGGUUUUAAAGCAUACUUACAUAGAUUUAAGUUAGCGCAGAGCCCAUACUGUGAUUGUGACCACCUAACACCACAGACCAUAGAACACAUUCUCAUAGAUUGCCCUAAAUACGCAGCUUUAAGACUCUGUUGCGAACACCGCAUGGGAUUUGCGCUGAGAGAAGACACUCUCUGUAGGGCAGUCAACGACAAUGACAGUCGAACUCAUUUCCUUGAAUUUGCCGAAAGGUGUCUGAGGAAAGUAUUACAAGGAAAUGGGUCCAAGAUAUAUUAG